AUGUGGUGGCUGCGGCUGGUCAGUCUGUGCCUCUGCCUGAGCCUCUCUCAGCAGCAGGUUCCUCGGGCGUGCAGCAGCAGGGAGGCGCUCCUCAGCAAGCGUUGCUGCCCGGCCUGGGAGGGCGACGGCUCGGCCUGCGGCGCCAGCUCCGGCCGCGGCUUCUGUCGGGAGGUGCGGGUGACCGCCCAACCGGACGGGCCUCAGUACCCCUACAGCGGCCUGGACGACAGGGAGAAGUGGCCCCUGGUCUUCUUCAACAUGACGUGUCAGUGCAGCGGCAACUUCAUGGGUUUCAGCUGCGCCGACUGCAAGUUCGGCUACUCUGGAGCCGACUGCAGCCAGAGGAGGGAGUCUCUGAGGAGGAACGUCUUCCACCUGUCCAGAAGUGAGCGGUCCAGGCUGCUGUCCUACCUCAACCUGGCCAAGCAGACCACCAGCCGGGACUUCGUGGUGAUGACGGGGACUUACCAGCAGAUGCAGAACGGCUCCAGCCCCAUGUUCGCCGACGUGUCCGUCUACGACCUCUUUGUCUGGAUGCACUACUACGUGUCCAGGGACGCGCUGCUCCCGCCAGCCGGGAACGUCUUCACCGACGUGGACUUUGCUCACUGGGCGCCUGCCUUCCUGCCCUGGCACCGGCUCUUCCUGCUGCACUGGGAACAGGAGAUCCGGAAGCUGAGCGGCGACAGCGGCUUCACCCUGCCCUACUGGGACUGGAGGGACGCCGAGGGCUGCCAGGUCUGCAGCGACCAGCUGAUGGGAGGGCCCAGCCCCCAGGACCCGGGGCUGCUCAGUCCCGGCUCAGUCUUCUCGUCCUGGAGAGUCCUCUGCUCUCAGGCGGCCGACUACAACCGCAGAGGAGCGCUCUGCGACGCGCGGCCGGAGGGGCCCCUGCGCCGGAGCCCGGGCAACCACAAUCGGGACGUGGUGGCGCGACUGCCGACGUCAGCAGAGACGGAGUUCACCCUGAGUCUGGCCGACUAUGACACCGGUGCCAUGGACCGCAGCGCCAACCGCAGCUUCAGGAACACUCUGGAAGGGUUCGGGGAUCCCCGCACGGGUCUGGGGAACAGCUCUCGCAUGGGCAUGCACGCGGCCCUCCACGUCUUCAUGAACGGCACCAUGUCCUCGGUGCAGGGCUCGGCCAACGACCCCAUCUUUCUUCUGCACCACGCCUUCGUCGACAGCCUCUUCGAGCAGUGGCUCCGCAGACACCGGCCGUCCCAGUCCCAGUACCCGGCGGCCAUGGCCCCCAUCGGACACAACCGCGACUACUUCAUGGUGCCCUUCCUGCCGCUCCACAGAAACAUUGACUUCUUCAUCUCCAGCAAGGAGCUGGGAUACGAGUACAGCUCCCUCCUGAGGGCAGACCAGCGGCUGGCCGAGUCCAUGCGCCCCCUGCUGGAGGAGCUGCGGGAGGUGUGGCCCUGGCUGCUGCUGUCGGCCCUCGGUGGGGGGCUGCUGGUGAUGACGGCCGCCCUGGCUGCAGUCAGGGGAGGAGGCUGGCUGCAGAGACCUCUGGAGUCAGUGAGGCGGUGGAAAGACCUGAUCACGUUGGGAGAGAGGGAACCGCUCAUCUCCAGCGAGGAAGCCAGACCGCUCCACUACCAAACCACCAUCUGAGCCAGGCCUCGCUGCCACUCGCGGGCGCCUCCUCCAUCGAGACAGGACGGAAAUACAGCCGCUGCUGGGCUCGUGUGGGGUUCCUCCCACCGAGGUUCACCACGAAGGGGGCUUGCAGCGGUGACCUGAGGGACCCUUCCUUCCUCCCUCCGACAGUUCUGUGUCCACUUUCAUCUCCUCAUUAUGCAAUGUUUUGGUGCCUCCAAUUUCAGCCUUGUUAAACAGCACUUUGCUUGACAAACAUUUGCCGCCUUCAGGCCUCACAAACAAAUGUCAGUGAGCUGUAAUGACAAUGAAUAAUUCAUUUGACUGAAUUAUCA
Synchiropus splendidus (mandarinfish) is the source of this 1943-nucleotide messenger RNA. Its product is annotated as tyrosinase-like. The transcript has 5 exons. Bases 1 to 1623 code for a protein of 540 amino acids. The record is from RefSeq and is a predicted model, not a curated record. Lineage: Eukaryota; Metazoa; Chordata; Actinopteri; Syngnathiformes; Callionymidae. Gene Ontology annotation, biological process: pigmentation; melanin biosynthetic process. Gene Ontology annotation, molecular function: tyrosinase activity.